Messenger RNA from Sebastes umbrosus (honeycomb rockfish), 1145 nucleotides. RefSeq names its product translocase of outer mitochondrial membrane 20 (gene tomm20a). Gene Ontology annotation, molecular function: transmembrane protein transporter activity. Gene Ontology annotation, cellular component: mitochondrial outer membrane translocase complex; mitochondrial outer membrane. The coding region runs from base 86 to 520 and encodes 144 amino acids. Gene Ontology annotation, biological process: protein import into mitochondrial matrix; protein targeting; tRNA import into mitochondrion. The record is from RefSeq and is a predicted model, not a curated record. The transcript is spliced from 6 exons. Lineage: Eukaryota; Metazoa; Chordata; Actinopteri; Perciformes; Sebastidae.
ACGCACUUCCUUAGCACAGCGGUGCUAGCUGUUAGCUGCUGGUAGUGUCCUGUGCAUGGUGCUGUGUCCAUGCUGAGCUUAAGGCAUGGUGAGCGGUCGGUCCAGUGCGGUGGCCGCCGGGGUGUGUGGAGCCCUGUUCAUUGUCUACUGUUUUUAUUUUGACAGAAAGCGACGGAGUGACCCUCAAUUCAAGGAGAAGCUGCGUGAACGUAGAAGAGAACAAAGGGGUUCUCGUGACAAGUCUGGAGGAGCAAGGCUGCCUGACUUGAGGGAUGCUGAAGCUGUUCAGAAAUUCUUCCUGGAGGAAAUCCAGCUGGGAGAGGAGCUCCUGUUGCAAGGUGACUUUGAGAGAUGUGUGGACCACCUGAGCAAUGCGAUUGCAGUAUGCGGUCAACCUCAUCAGCUGGUUCAAGUGCUCCAACAGACGCUGCCACCUCCAGUCUUCCAGAUGCUGCAAGCCAAACUGCCCAACACGCGAGUCUUCAGCUCCCAGCAUUUAACAGAAGAUGACGUCGAAUGAAUGUGUGUGAUCGAAAUAUGCAAGUGAAUCAUCCGCCUUUAACAGAAGAUGAUGUCGAGUGAAUGUGUGUGAUUGCAGGUGAGAUUGAAAUCUGCUGUUACUACGAUUGUCUGACUAUUUCAGACACUGACAUUUGUGCACUGUUUGUUUGGUACGUGUGACUGCAGUAGUGAGCCUGACUAUGACGGAGCUCAACCUUUGGACAUCAGGUGACAAUGAUGCCCCUCUAUCACGGCUCUCUGGGGUUAAAGAACUUCCUCACGGUUACGUUUCUGGGAGAUGUUAAACACAUAUAAACACAUUCCAUAUCUUCUAAUCCUGUUCCCAACAAAUCUCAUGUUUUCUAGCAAUCUGUUUAUUCUAUUAAUUUCUCUCAAACGUAGUUGUGCUAAAGUUUGGGGGCUUUGCUGGUAUGUUAUGUACUAAAUAAAAAACAAAGGUAUGUAAAUAAUUUGUUACAUAUUGCCGCGCAGUUGAAGAGUGCCUACACUAAGCAGAAGACUUGUUUGUUGACCAGUUUUCAAAAUUGUUUUUGCAAUGUCUGUUUAAAUGUUAUUUUAUAUUCCAGUUAUUCAUAUCUGGACAUUUUUGUUUGUAAAAAUCCGACAAUAAAACAUGAAACACA